This is a messenger RNA of Drosophila simulans, 637 nucleotides long. RefSeq lists its product as uncharacterized. The transcript has 2 exons. Bases 1 to 483 code for a protein of 160 amino acids. NCBI's taxonomy places the organism in Eukaryota, Metazoa, Arthropoda, Insecta, Diptera, Drosophilidae. The record is from RefSeq and is a predicted model, not a curated record. Gene Ontology annotation, cellular component: mitochondrion; MICOS complex; mitochondrial inner membrane.
AUGCGCCUCAUUGAGUUGUUCGGUGUGGAGGACAGGACCCUGCCUCCGUUAGCCUCCUUUGGCCCCCAUCUCGGAGAGCACGAUCGGCUGCAGGGACACCCACCCAACGCACACACAUCGGCCCACAGUCAACAGCUCGUGUGGUUUGCAUUAGCCCUUUUCGAUUCGGUUAUUGUCGUAACAUCUGGCAGCAAAAAAAAAAAACAAAAAAUUAAUAACAAAUUAUCUAUUAGCAGCUGGCACUGGAGUUUGCUGAAUAUGUCGACUACUCCAGAAGAUCGACUGCGUGAGAACAUCAAUCGAUGCCUCUCGGAUUCCCUGGUGAAGGGAGUUGGUGGUCUGGUGAUCGGAUCCGUGGUCACCCUGCUAUUCUUCCGGAGGCGCAUAUGGCCCGUCUGGCUGGGCACUGGAUUCGGCGUGGGCGUGGCAUAUCGUGGCUGUGAGAAGGAGCUCAACGAUGUGAAAUUUGGCCAACGAAAGUGAUUUUAAGCAUUCGGACUUCGGAUUUUACUGAUGCUUAUGAUGUUCGAUUACAUGGCUUGCGUUUAAUUGGAUUGUGCAACGAUUUAAGUAACUAAACUCGAAGAAACGAUAAAAACCAAACAAAAAAUAAAACAAAUGAAUGUACAAUUGCCAA